AUGAGUCAAGGAGGGAAUGUCCAUCUUGCAAAUCUAUCGUCCUUGCAGGACGCCUCACCUCAAGCGGAGUCCGACUCUGAUCUCGGAUCACCGGACAGGAUUAAGUCGAUGACCAGCUCGCCCCUCCGAAUUCUUGAGUCGGAAAUCAGUUCAGCGCAGGGGUCUGCUUUCACACUGCUCCGAGUCAAGCCGGUCAAUUUCCAUGCCUUGCCUCUGGAUGCAACCAUGGUGGAGGACGACCUCACUCCCUUAGCCACAAUCCAAUUCUUCGUAGAGAUAUACUGUCCGUCCAUGCUGCGUCAUCCAACCUUUAGGCUAAAGAGCAGAGAUUCUGUGUUUAUGAGUGCCAAUCUUUCAGGCAUGAUGCAGGACCCCUUGAUAACGGCUAGCUCCCUCGCACUUGCUAUACGCAUACACGACAAAGGCCGGAGCAGGAAAGUCGUUGGAUAUUACCGCAAGGCUCUUGUACUUCUCCAAAAAAGACUCAAAUCCGAUGAUCGCAACUCCACCAACGCUAUCCUGCUUAGUCUCAUUCAUUUGAUGGCUGUUGAGUCGCUGUCGGAGGAUCUGGGGUCUCCUCUUCACCACCUGGGUGCCAUGCGCCGUAUGAUACAAAUCCGAGGCGAGCUCCGAUCUUCAGGCCUGCAGGGCUACAUCAAGGACCACAUCAGAUCGUGGGAGUCGUUCCUGGGAGGCGUGUAUGCCGAGCCUGACCCAGAUCAGGUGCGAAUAUUUCCUUAUGGCUCGCUUGACUAUCCUCGACACCCAUUCGAGCCGGAAUUGAGCCUCGCAUUGAGCCGUCUGCCUCUAGGCUUUAUCGAAUUGGCGAUGUCUUGCAGACUGAGCAUCCAAGUGAUCCGAAUUGUACAGAUCGGUGCGCAACUAAUGUCCGAUCUCUUCCACCAAAAGCAAGAUUUCAAACAAGAUGACAGUCUUGCACUUCCAUAUCCAGGGUCGCCUGUUCAACUUAUGUGUCUCGCCAUUGUCAUCCUACAGAAUCAACAGCGCAACAUGGUGGAGGAGGUGCUGGCGAUUUCAUUGCUGGCGUUGGCAAUAUCGACCGAGGCCUUGGAGGAACAUAUAACAACGGGCUACGGAUACAUCCAAACUUACUGCAUGGGACUAUGGGAUGUCGAUAUUGAGCGAGAAUGUCGCAGUACGGGAGCGUUGGGGCUCGAAGAUUUUCUUCUGUGGGCCAAAAUGUUGCUGUUGGCGACCUUCGAUUAUGACACACAAACCUGGAGGACCGCCAUUCAACUGCGACGGGACGUGCCAUUUCCGGAGUUCAAGAGCCCAAAUUUUGAGGUCUGCCGGCAAUUCUUCUGGACUGAAUUGUUGACCCUUUCACUGGAGCAGAAGAUGGCGCAAGAAAGAGCACUCGGGAAACCACCCAGUUUGGACGGUCCAGCGAGUUCCGAAACCAAUUAG
Fonsecaea multimorphosa CBS 102226 is the source of this 1428-nucleotide messenger RNA. RefSeq lists its product as uncharacterized. Lineage: Eukaryota; Fungi; Ascomycota; Eurotiomycetes; Chaetothyriales; Herpotrichiellaceae. The transcript has 4 exons. The record is from RefSeq and is a predicted model, not a curated record. The coding region runs from base 1 to 1428 and encodes 475 amino acids.